Molecule: messenger RNA, 1932 nt
Organism: Suillus paluster
Lineage: Eukaryota; Fungi; Basidiomycota; Agaricomycetes; Boletales; Suillaceae
Exons: 5
Coding region: 1-1932 (643 amino acids)
Source: RefSeq, a predicted model, not a curated record
AUGCCGUCUGGCUCACUGGCCAGUGCAAAGUUUCUACAGCUAUACGAAUCACUUCCACCUGAUGCACAGCACGCUCUCGUCGAGAGUUCCCUUGCACCACUUCUCAAUGUCAUCUCCAAAGACAAAUCAAACCGUACUCUUGCAUCAGCAGCCCGCAUGCACAAAACCUAUGCCGACAUGCCAACUUUGAACCUCAAAGCAAAAAAAUUGGAGAUCGCUGCACUUCUCGACGAACUCGCUCGUGACAACAAACGAUCAUAUGUGAAAGAAAAGUCUCGCAAAGAAGAACUCCUCGCAGAAGUCAUCGACAGCGUUAUCGACUGGCUCAAUGAUAUUUGGAGAGUCGUCUAUGAAUACGGUACAAAUUUCUCAAAGGCCCAUGCUUGUCUCUUGUACGCGUCUCAAGCGGUCGAACAGAUCGGAAACGCGCGCGUCGGGUGCAAGUGUUCUUUCAUGAAUAUGUACAUCUCCGUAAAAAUAAGACGCUCCUCUGGCAAGGUCGUCAAGUCUUUCCAUUUCACUGGCGCGCAUAACCUUGAGCGUGUCAUGCUUUGGAUUUGGCGUGACCUGUUUGUGGUCAUGCUUGCCGAUGGCACUAAGCGCCAGAAGGCCGCUAUACCUGAUAUGCUCGACGAUAUACGCGUCGAACAUGGCUGGAAAGCCCUCGAGCGAUUACUCUACGGUGGUCGAAAAGCCGAUGAAGACGAAGACGAAGAUGAAGGCCUUGAUGACGAUAUCGAUUAUGACGAUGACCACAGCGAAGACUACACCGACACUGAUGGCAGCUCCAACGGUGCCGCAUGCAGCGAUGCUCAAUGUCCCUGUGGAUUCCACGCAUCUCAUUGGUCUCACAAACUCAAUAACGUUCGCAUCUCCCUGCGCGAUCUCAUUCGCACCUUCCUCAUCUCCCUCUUCUCCACUAUGCCCAGCCCGGCUCUCUUCGCAAGUAUUGGCGACAUAUCCGAAGCAGAUGGAAUAGACGAGGACGAACUUUGCGAAGAGCUCCUCCCCGCACUCAUGUGUGUCGCCACCUACAGCUCCGAGAAUUAUGCCGCUGCAUUGCAUAUCUGCGCGCUGCAUGCCCACGCAGAUAAUAUCAAUAGCUUACUCAACAGCCACGCCCACCUUCUGCGUCCUCGUGACGCGCCAGCACAUCAGCUUUCAACCAUAAUUCUUGCCUCAAAACCGUUCUACCAGUUAAAUGCACUGCGUAUCCUCGAGAAAGAACUGCUCGACACGGCACAUGCCAUACGCGCCGCCGUACGGAGCGCAUUUUGCCAUAUUGAUGUUCAGGCCAAUAAGACGGAGCUAACCGAGAUACUUGCAUUACGCCAGGAGGCACUGGGGCGACGCGGACGGAUUGAGCGCUGGGUGGGUGCUGUGGUGACGCCCUCCAGUGACAGCACCCAUCCGAUGGCACUUGCGGCGCUUAUGAUGGGUCUUCCUCUCCCACCUGGGAUGGAAGGGGCUAUGGAUGACGCGGACCCGCUCGGGUACAUUGACUUGGAGAUUGAUGAUCCGGAGCUAGAUGACCUGCGGGAGGAGUUCCGACCAAACCUCAAGGCACGCCUCGAUGGUUGGAUAGCGGCAGGCCGGACAAUAAAGGGAGGAAUGGCAGUGCUACUGAAUGUGUAUACUGUCAUCCUGGAGAUGAUGCCCUUCAUGGGUGUGCAGGACAUAGUAGAUGAGAUGACAGGACGGCUCUCCGACAAACCAAGCAAAAUAUUCCUCAUCGAUGCGCUUGAAGCACUGUGGGAGUUCUGCAGGCAGCAGAAACGCAAGUUUACGAAGCCAAAAAACAAGCAAAAGCCGUCCUCUGCCCCGGGCACAUCUCAAACGCCGGGACAGUCAAGUACUUCUGGGGGAGUCACGUUCGUCACGAUAAAUAAUCCGCAGCCUCGUCCGGGUGGAGGGAUGGAUGAUGUCGAUUGA